Messenger RNA from Helianthus annuus (common sunflower), 951 nucleotides. RefSeq lists its product as uncharacterized. Gene Ontology annotation, molecular function: nucleic acid binding; RNA-DNA hybrid ribonuclease activity. The transcript is spliced from 3 exons. Gene Ontology annotation, biological process: DNA integration. Lineage: Eukaryota; Viridiplantae; Streptophyta; Magnoliopsida; Asterales; Asteraceae. Bases 1 to 951 code for a protein of 316 amino acids. The record is from RefSeq and is a predicted model, not a curated record.
AUGGCUCUAGCCCUAGUACAAACAGCUAGGAGACUUCGAAGGUAUUUUCAAGCACACCCCAUACAAGUGGUCACUGACCAACCUAUCAGAAGUGUGCUUGAAAAGCCAGAAAACUCGGGACGGUUGGCCAAGUGGGCAGUGGAACUGGGUGAACACAUCACCUAUGUCCCUAGGAAAGCCAUCAAGGCCCAAGUAUUGGCCGAUUUCAUUAUAGAAGUCCCUAUGCAAACUGUCACUGAAGUGAACACUGCAACCCCUGAACCCUCUGACCUCGAAGCUUGGAAGCUUUUCACUGACGGAGCUUCAAGUGUUGAGGGAUCAGGGGCUGGACUUAUUCUGAUCAACCCAGAAGGGUUAGAAUUCACGUAUGCACUUCGCUUUGAUUUUCAGACAACAAACAAUGAAGUCGAAUACGAGGCACAGAUAGCCGGUUUAAGGCUGGCUAAAGAAAUGAAGGUCCACAAGCUUGAGGUGUUCACAGAUUCGUUGCUGGUAUCGAGCCAAGUGAAUAAUAGCUACAUUGCAAAAGAGCCCAACAUGAAAAGGUACAAAGAAAAAUCCAAAGAAUUAAUGAACACCUUCCAGAUGUGUACAAUCAAACAGAUUCCAAGAUCCCAAAACAAGAAGGCAGACGCCUUAAGCAAGUUUGCAUCCCUCACUUUUGCUCACCUAACAAAAAAGGUGUUAGUAGAAGUGUUAAAAGCUCCAUCAAUUGAUGAAUUAGAAGUCCAAGACGUAGUCACUGACGAAGGAGUACUCGUCACUGAUAACGGAAAGCAGUUUGCUGAGAAGCCUUUCAACGUUUGGUGUAAAGAAUACAAGAUCAAUCAGAUCUUCAGCUCAGUGGCUUACCCGCAAUCAAAUGGUCAGGUCGAAAGAACAAACAGAAGUAUAGUGGAAGACGAGUCUGAACAACCUACACCAAAUGUUUCUCAAGCCUUAGAAAUAUAA